Sphenostylis stenocarpa is the source of this 690-nucleotide messenger RNA. The record is from the annotation of a GenBank genome assembly. NCBI's taxonomy places the organism in Eukaryota, Viridiplantae, Streptophyta, Magnoliopsida, Fabales, Fabaceae.
AUGAGGAAGGUUGCAGGGAUUGUGGCAAGCUUAGUCAUGCUAGUGAUGAUGAUGGUUCCAAAAACUGUGAGUGACAAAAGCAUCAACACCAUCGUCACAGAACAAUUCUUCGACGGCAUAAUCAAUCAGGCUGAUCCUGGUUGUGCGGGGAGGAGCUUCUACUCGCGUGAUGCUUUCCUCAAAGCUCACAAGUCCUACCAUCGGUUUGGUAUGCUCAGUGACCAAGAUGAUUCCCAUCGUGAAGUUGCAGCUGCUUUUGCCCAUUUCACCCUUGAAACUAGACAUUUCUGCUACAUAGAAGAGAUUGGAGGAACAUCAAGGGACUACUGUGAUGAAAGCAACACUGAGUUCCCAUGUGUCCCUAACAAAGGGUACUAUGGUCGGGGACCUAUCCAACUAUCAUGGAACUUUAACUAUGGACCAGCAGGGCAGAACAUAGGUUUUGAUGGGUUGAAUGCUCCAGAGACAGUGGCCAAUGACCCUGUUGUGUCCUUCAAGACAGCAUUGUGGUACUGGAUGGAGUUUGUUCGCCCUGUCUUGGACCAGGGCUUUGGAGCAACCAUUAGAGCCAUCAAUGGCCGAGUUGAAUGUAAUGGAGGAAACCCUAUCACUGUUCGUGCUCGUGUUCGUUACUACAUCCAGUAUUGUUCUCAACUUGGUGUUGAUCCUGGUGAAAAUCUUUAUUGCUAA